AUGUUUCUGCUCUCUGCAUUGACCGGCGUGUUCGUGAUAUUUCACAGAGAAAUCGAAGAGAAACAACACCUGGAAGUUUCGCUUCGCACUCACCAGGUGGAGCUGAAAUCUCAGAAGACCGCCGUGCAGCAGCUGCAGGAAAACAAGCGAACGCUCGAGCAGCAGCUCGCGCAGGCCAAUCAGGCGCAGGCGAUCGCCGAACGGCUCGCGAGCGAGAACGCGGACGUGCAGCGCCUCCUGGAGGAGAAAACGGUCGACGGAUGCUCACUGGCGGCGCUGACAGCUCGCCGCGUCGGCGAAAUGGACGAGGCGAGGCAGGUGGCGCUAGCGGGCGCGGAGAAACUCGUGGCGGAGGUCGCCGCCCUGAAGGGGGAGCUGGAGAGGCAGAGAGCGCAGUUCAAGGACGACCACUCAGACAUAUCGGCGGAAAACGAGCAGUUGCACGCAGAGCUGGAGAGCCUGAGACAAGAGAACAAGUUGAAUGAGGAAGCCCUCGCUCACGCCACGCUCACCUACACGCAUCAGCUGGGGCAGGCGCGUGCGGACGCCGCCGCCGCCGCGCGUGACCUCACAGACGAGCGGACGCGCCGCACCCGCGCUGCCGCCGACGCCGAGUCACUGACCAACCGCAUCGCCGCGGCAACCAAGAGAUGCAGCACUGAAGCAGCGCGCGAGCUCGAACACAAGGACAGCAGUCUGCGUCAGCUAGAGGUCAAGGUCGUGAAGGUCAAGGAGGAGAACGCUCUCAAUCUUAGAGCUGAGCUUCACGUUCUCCUCCUUGACCUGACUCACGAGCUUGAGCACGCGCUGCGCGAAGGCGACACACACGCAGGUGGGUCGCAGCGCGGCGGCGGCGGAGAGGAGCUGGGGGGAAGGAUCCCGGACGGCCGCCCUCUGUGGACCAGCCUUCAGGCACAGGCGACCGAACAGCGGCAGACAAUAGAACAGCUAACGGUGAAGCUGCAACUGACGGAGGAGGGAUUCGCGGCGAGUCGCGCGGACCUAGGGGGCGCCAGGGAGAGCUUGAACGCCGUCGCUGCCGACAAGGUGCGCUGGUUGAGAAGUUUAUCUUCUAUGACGAUUGGAGUUGGAAUCCACGCGAUUGGAGGCCACCCACCACCAGGUGGUGCACCAGAGAACGAGAGUUUUUAUGCUGUGGCGGACCUGCGAGUCGCAGGAGGCGCGGCGUUCGCGCGGAGAUUCGCUGGCGAGCGCGCGGAGGAGAACGCUCGUCUGGAGUCUCGUCUGCUGGAGGAGACGGCUGUUCGCAGCGCCAUCUCUCAGGAGGUUCUCGACUCGCAGAAGAUGUGGGAGAUGGAGGUCAAGUCAAGGUCGAAGCUCGUUUUGUUUCUUUUUAUUGAUCAUCGGGACGCUGAGAUCAGAAUCGUCGCAAAGCAUACAGCCUUCACUAGGAGCGCUUGCAAGACUGCCGUAACUACGCAACAGGUGGCGCUGCUAAAGACGGCAGCUCAAGACGGUAAAGGCAAAGAUGAGACGAUGGUGAGCAGCCUCCGCAAGCAGAACAAUGACGAGCGCGCCCGCCAGGGGUCGCUAGCGGCCGAGACGGAGCGACUGCGUGGCCUGUACGACCGCGAGGCGAGUGAGAAGGAGAAGCUAGCGGACAAGCUGAACCGGGCGAAGGAGGCGGCGGCCGCGGAGAAACACAGCAGGCUCGUCGCCAGUCUCAACAACAAGUCGCAGCUGCCGCCCGAUGUGCGGACCGACCUACAGAGGGCGCUGUCGUCGCCGUCGCCGAGCUCUCGUCUGACCGGUGUCGCCCCCUAG
Messenger RNA from Priapulus caudatus, 1785 nucleotides. RefSeq lists its product as uncharacterized. The record is from RefSeq and is a predicted model, not a curated record. The transcript is spliced from 12 exons. NCBI's taxonomy places the organism in Eukaryota, Metazoa, Priapulida, Priapulimorpha, Priapulimorphida, Priapulidae. Bases 1 to 1785 code for a protein of 594 amino acids.